Molecule: messenger RNA, 408 nt
Organism: Schistosoma turkestanicum
Lineage: Eukaryota; Metazoa; Platyhelminthes; Trematoda; Strigeidida; Schistosomatidae
Source: the annotation of a GenBank genome assembly
ACAAAUUGCUCAGAUAGUUCUCAAUCUUUAGAUGAGAGUGAAUUACAAUCGUUGAAUCACGUCGUAAAUGAAAAAAAUUAUGAGGACAGUAAUUUCUUAAGGCUUAAAAAUCAUUUCUAUCCACAUUUACAACAUUUGAUGAAAUCACCAAUCAAAUCAUCUUUACUAUCUGAUAAAAACUCAACAAUUGAAACAGUAUUAUCAAAAUCAGGAUCAAUGCAAGAGACUGACUUAAUACCUCAAUCAAUAUAUAUGGCCCACUGCAUGAAACAAUGUUCACGGACAGAUACUAAUUCAUCUUUGUCAUCAUCAUUAUCGGGUGAAACUUCUGGAUCAGAGAUAAACCAUGAUUGUAUGUUGCUAAAUAAUACCAACAACCACCCAUCAAACCUUCGUUUAACUAGAUAA